AAGGAAGCUUGUAACAUGGCGGACACUGAGGAAGGCUUUGGGCUCCCGAGCACGCCGGCUGACUCGGAGGCCAAGGAGCUGCAGGCUGAGGCCAAGCAGGACCCCCAGCUGGGGACCACCAGCAAGGCCCCCACCUCUCCGCAGGCAGCCUUCACCCAGCAGGGCAUGGAGGGGAUCAAAGUGUUUUUGCACGAGCGGGAGCUGUGGCUGAAAUUUCACGAGGUGGGGACGGAGAUGAUCAUAACAAAGGCUGGAAGGCGUAUGUUUCCCAGUUACAAAGUGAAGGUCACUGGACUCAAUCCAAAAACGAAGUACAUACUGUUGAUGGAUAUUGUACCAGCGGAUGACCACAGAUACAAAUUUGCAGAUAAUAAAUGGUCCGUGACCGGGAAGGCAGAGCCGGCCAUGCCCGGCCGCCUCUACGUGCACCCCGACUCCCCCGCUACCGGAGCCCAUUGGAUGAGGCAGUUGGUUUCCUUCCAGAAGCUCAAGCUCACCAACAACCACCUGGACCCCUUCGGACAUAUCAUCCUGAACUCCAUGCACAAAUACCAGCCCCGGCUACACAUCGUGAAGGCAGAUGAGAACAAUGGCUUUGGCUCCAAGAACACAGCCUUCUGCACCCAUGUCUUCCCAGAGACUGCCUUCAUCGCUGUUACAUCCUACCAAAACCACAAGAUCACUCAGUUGAAGAUUGAGAACAACCCCUUUGCAAAAGGUUUCCGCGGCAGCGAUGACAUGGAGCUCCACAGGAUGUCCAGGAUGCAGAGUAAAGAGUACCCGGUUGUUCCCAGGAGCACAGUGAGACAGAAAGUGUCCUCCAAUCACAGCCCCUUCAGUGGUGAGACCAGGGUCCUUUCCACCUCCUCCAACCUGGGCUCCCAGUACCAGUGUGAGAACGGGGUGUCAAGCACCUCCCAGGACCUGCUGCCACCUGCCAACCCCUACCCAAUCUCCCAGGAGCACAGCCAGAUCUACCACUGCACCAAGAGAAAAGAUGAGGAAUGUUCCACCACCGAGCAUCCCUACAAGAAGCCCUACAUGGAAACUUCACCAGCGGAAGAGGAUCCUUUCUACAGAUCCAGUUACCCCCAGCAACAGGGACUGAACACUUCGUACAGGACUGAAUCAGCCCAACGCCAGGCAUGUAUGUACGCCAGCUCUGCUCCCCCCACGGACCCCGUGCCCAGCCUGGAAGACAUCAGCUGUAACACGUGGCCCAGCGUGCCAUCCUACAGCAGUUGCACAGUGUCUGCCAUGCAACCCAUGGACAGGUUACCCUACCAGCAUUUCUCUGCCCACUUCACCUCAGGGCCUCUGAUGCCCCGGCUCAGCAGUGUGGCCAACCACACGUCCCCCCAGAUAGGAGACACCCAUAGCAUGUUCCAGCACCAGACCUCGGUUUCUCACCAACCCAUUGUGCGGCAGUGCGGACCUCAGACCAGCAUCCAGUCCCCCCCCAGCAGCUUGCAGCCCGCAGAGUUCCUCUAUUCCCAUGGUGUGCCUCGAACCCUCUCGCCCCACCAGUACCACUCGGUGCACGGCGUGGGCAUGGUGCCAGAGUGGAGCGAGAACAGCUAA
Molecule: messenger RNA, 1581 nt
Organism: Phasianus colchicus (ring-necked pheasant)
Lineage: Eukaryota; Metazoa; Chordata; Aves; Galliformes; Phasianidae
Gene: TBX5
Product: T-box transcription factor 5
Biological process (GO): regulation of transcription by RNA polymerase II; positive regulation of DNA-templated transcription; pattern specification process
Cellular component (GO): nucleus; chromatin
Molecular function (GO): DNA-binding transcription factor activity, RNA polymerase II-specific; RNA polymerase II cis-regulatory region sequence-specific DNA binding
Source: RefSeq, a predicted model, not a curated record